Anopheles nili is the source of this 562-nucleotide messenger RNA. RefSeq names its product probable prefoldin subunit 6 (gene Pfdn6). The record is from RefSeq and is a predicted model, not a curated record. The transcript has 3 exons. Lineage: Eukaryota; Metazoa; Arthropoda; Insecta; Diptera; Culicidae. Gene Ontology annotation, biological process: chaperone-mediated protein complex assembly; protein folding. Bases 70 to 453 code for a protein of 127 amino acids. Gene Ontology annotation, molecular function: protein-folding chaperone binding. Gene Ontology annotation, cellular component: prefoldin complex; cytoplasm.
CGAGAAUAAGGCAAAGUGUUUUUAAAGAGUACGCAAAUUUUACCGUGAAAUACAAAGUAUUCUUUAAAGAUGGACAAAGAAGUUGCAGUGCUCCAGCGUAAAUUGGAAGCGGAGCUUAAAAACUUCAAAGAAUCGCAAAAAGAAUUUUCUAAACUCGUACAAACUCAGCAGCAACUAGAUGGUCAGUACUUCGAAAGUAAGAGUAUUUUAGAAGAGCUACAAAUGCUGAAACCAACCAACACGGUAUACAAAUUGUACGGGCCAGUUCUGGUCAAGCAGGAUGUAGAAGAGAGCAAGCAGAAUGUUGGAAAGCGCAUUGAAUAUAUCACGAAAGAGCUUAAGCGUUGUGCGGAUAAUAUCAACCAGCUGGAACAAAAGCAGGACAAAUUUCGGGCCAAUCUGCAGAAACUUCAACAGCAGUACCAUAGCCAAAUGGCACUGGCCAAGCAAUAGAUGCUCGUACGACAGUGGGAUGGCAUUCAAUGAUUGAAAUAUGUAUCAACACCCCAAACCACUGCUCCAUUUUGCUGUGAAUAAAAUGGCACUCAACAUCUAAUGAGUA